AUGAAGAUUAUCGUACCGUUUGAAGAGUGCAUCAAAGACUCUCCCAAAUUUAGGACAUCCUUGCAGAAUGUAGAGAAGGACGUUAACAGCUUUGAUACUGAAAUCGAUAAGUUGGCCAAGUUGUAUAAUGGCUUAUCGGAUGCCAGUAAAACAUGUUCCAAUGCCAACAGAGCCUUCGUUAUCGGUUUGAACGCAUUGAAAGAUCAUUUUGUUGAUGAGUCUUUAGUUACCAAUGCAAUAUCUAAUUUCACUCAGAUAUUCACAGAUUUGGAGAACUUUUAUAAGAGGUUUAUUGACGAAUGCCAAGCGCUAUCAUCUACUUAUAUGCAAAAUUAUAUCAAGGAAGAUAUUAAGAGAGUUCGUGAUUAUAAAAAAAGUUUCGACAAGAUAAGCGAUGAGUUUGAUACUGCAAUUAAUCGUAACGCUUCUGCUCAGAAGAUAAAAACCAUAGAAGUUGAAGAAGCAGAACAAAACUUUAAGUCUACGAGGUCUUGGUUUAGCCACAUUGCCUUCGAGUAUUGCUACAAUCUGAUGUCUCUAUUCAAAAGCUAUCGUAAGCUUGUCGAUGAAAGCUCUCUAUUACUUCAACAAUUUUCACCUUUCACGGACGACCUAACAACGCAGAUCGAGAGAGAAAAGGAAAAUUUUAUUCAAGAUAAAAAAGAAAUGGAGAAAUAUUAUAUGGCCAUAAAAGAGAAAAAAUGUGACACUACGGAUGAGCCUACAAAAAACGUUGGUAACAUGGAAGGAUAUUUAUUUAAACGAAGUCGCAAUGCUUUCAAGUCCUGGAGCAGGCGAUAUUUUACGCUUCGGAACAAUCAGUUGUGGCAUCAGAAAAGAUCACAGUUAUUUGAUUGGACUCUGUUCUAUAGGGGUUGUAUUCUCCAAGCUGAUGAUGCAAGCACCAGAGAUAUGUGGAUUAGAAUGAUACAGGAUAGCAUAGCGGCUGCAUUUCGAGAAGGAGAAACUAGUGGUGAUAGUUUAGAUCCUGUUAUCGAUAGCGAAACGUCUCCGUCUAUUGCUACUGUUAGCUUGAAUGAUACUUCAAAAGGUCAUGAAAAGAAAGCGGAACUUAGGGUGGUUGACGAACUGCAGCAAGUUCCUGGCAAUAAUAAAUGUGCUGAUUGCGGAAAAUCUGAUCCAACAUGGGCUAGCAUAAACUUAGGUAUCCUUCUGUGUAUCGAAUGUUCUGGGAUUCAUAGGAGUUUAGGCGUACACGUAUCUAAGGUUAGGUCCGUGACUCUAGAUGAUUGGGAUCCGGAGUAUAUCAAGGUAAUGAAACGCCUGGGUAAUGAUGUCGUCAACCUUAUUUAUGAAAAUGAACCAGAUGAUUCCUUAACCAAGCCUAAUUCGGUUUCUGAAAGAUCUGUUAGAGAAAAGUGGAUACGCGCUAAAUACGUCGAACUAAGUUUUCUAGGAAAUAAGAAAAACAAUCCAGUUUCAGAUAUUGUCAAGAAAUUACAAAAUUAUACACUGAAACAUCGUAAAAGAUCACCCCCCCCAAAAAAUAAGAGAAGAAGUAGUGUGCUAAAUAGUCCUGACAAUCCAAUCGCUGGCGGUUUGGACGCCGUUCCCGUAAACGUGUAUGACAGUAGUGACGAUGAUGAUAUUGAUGAGGAGGUUACGUCUUUGACCCCAGAUAAAGCGUUUAUCUUAAAUUUAAAAGGUGCAAAAACCGAUUGGAGAGACCCCAAUAAUCAUGGAGGCAACGCCAUUCAUGCCGCUACUAAAUCUGGUUCACUCUCUGCCGUUCAGUAUUUAAUCUUAAAUGGCUGUAAUAUUGAUGUAAGGGAUCAGCACGGACGUAGUCCAUUGCAUUACGCUGUUGAACAGGGGAACACUGGGCAAGUGUAUAUUCUUCUUAAAAGAGGGGCAAAGUAUCGGGCCGUAGAUGAAGCUGGACUGGAUGUAUUGCAAAUUGCAUUAAAUAAAACUUAUGCUGAUAUAGUAACUUUGCUUAGAUUAGCAAGAUUAAAUGAGGAAAUGAAAGAGAGCGAAGUAGGGACAUAUGUAGAAGGGUUAGCUUAUAUGCAUAUAGAUUAUUCUGAUACUAUUAUGCUUCUUGCUAAGUGUCACUUGUUAAAUGAAAGAUUUAGAAAUGCUUUGGCAUACGCUGUAAUUUUUGAAAAUUUAAAAAAUUUUUAUAAUUUGUUCGCGACUAUAGCAGAUUAUACUUAUAACGAAGUUUUUAAAGAUUUUUCUCAUAUGGUGACUGCAGACCCUAAAAGACUGAAACACUCUUCGAGAAAGUAG
Molecule: messenger RNA, 2253 nt
Organism: Trichoplax adhaerens
Lineage: Eukaryota; Metazoa; Placozoa; Uniplacotomia; Trichoplacea; Trichoplacidae
Exons: 29
Coding region: 1-2253 (750 amino acids)
Cellular component (GO): cytoplasm
Molecular function (GO): protein binding; GTPase activator activity
Source: RefSeq, a predicted model, not a curated record